GGCAUGAGGGGAGCGGGCCGAGCGGCGGCCGGGCCGUUUGCUGAGAGCUCAACGUCACGUAGCCUCCUGCUGUGCCUCCGAGAGAGGCGUUUGUGAUGCUGCUGCUCAAAUGCUGCGAGGCUUUCGUGUGACAGCUCUUAUAUUUCUUCAUCUUACUGCUGGAGAAGUGAAACCAGAAGGCUAGAAUUGGAAAGGAAACUGGUGGAAUACAAAAGUUCUGAUGCAUACCUAAUGAAAGUAAAAUAUGUGAGGCUGAAAAAGUACUUGGAAGAAGUAAAUGAACGGCAAAAAAGAGCUCUUCUACGAAAUCAGACGUUCUUAAAUGAAUUCAACGAGUUUGAAGCUCACAUGAAAGCUUCGAGUUCAGAGCUGAUUGAGAAGAUGGUACGGUAUGGAAGAGAAAUUAAAAGUGGGCUGUCGUUUCAAGAGGGUGGCUUGGCACAAGGUGACGAGGAAGAAGGAUGCAAUGAGCAGGUGCCACAGGCUGCAAGGCAGGCUGAAAUUCAUGUUGAGACAGCUGUGUCCAGAAGCUUGCAUCACCCGCUGCCAUUCUUCAUGGGCCACUGCAUGUCUGCCUGCAGUGUGCAGCAGGAACCCCCUCAGUCUGCUGCCUGCCCCAGCAGACUGACAACCUUGCAGAGUGAUGAGACAGACGGGCAUCCCAUGCAAGCUGGUGGUGACAUGCAGCAUGCCAGUAAGCCUGAUGAGCAAGGUGGCAAGUCAUAUAUCCCCACAGGAGAGAAGAUGCCCAUCAGGGACAGCAGCUUGCACAGCAGUCUUCUGAAUUUUACAGAACAGAAAAAUUCCACUGAACUUUGCUCAGCAUUACCCAAUGGAGGAAGUAUGCAGGGCAGGACUGCUGACUUAGCAAGUGACACAUCAGUGGAGGAAGAGGUGACCCACGAUCACCUGGUAGCAAGUGCAAAAGAAGUCUGUGAGCAGUCUGUCCUCUUGGCUCCUGCCCCUGAGCCCAGCAUCUCUGGACCCCAAUGUAACGUGAACACCCAGCAGGCAGCCAGCCAAGACAGCAGCAGCAGCAGCACCCACCCAGCAGAGAACUCCUCUUUGCAGCCACCCAGCUGCUGUGCAGCAGAGGAUGAGCCCUUGGGCAGCUCGGCGCCUGAUGGCUUCUGCAGCCAGGAUGGCAGUCUGAAGGAAGACCUGGAGGCCAGUGAGGCAGUUGUCCUCUGUCAGCUCCCCAGGGCCAAGCCAGGCCAGCGGUGGGAUGUGACCACACUGCAGGCCUCGCUGAACAGCCAUGCUGCCCUUCUGGAGGAGCACGAGCACCUGUGCACUGAGGAGCUGGCCACUGUGUUACACAGCACGCUGGAUUUGGGCGAGGAGGCAUCAGGAAGCCAGGCUCCACCGCUGCUGAGAGAGGUCCUUGCAGAAGAGUGUGGAGAUAGGUCAUCUGUUCAGAGUAAUGAAUCAUCUUACAGCUUGCCAUCGAUUCCAAAUGACAGCAGGGAAAUGGAGCAGGCAAAACAUGUUCCGUGGCUCGACAGCAUGGGAAAGCAAGAAGUCACAAGCUGGUGUGAAGAUGAGAGCCAGGAAGAAAGCGUGGUAGGAAAGAUUCCUAUUACAGCAGGUUGUGUUAUUGGAAAUAAUGGUUCCGAAGCAAAAGAAAGCCAAGAAAUGUGCUCCGAAAGGAGUUCAUCCAGUGAAAGAAGCGGUGACCUCUCAAGGCCUGAAUUCAGGAAGGGAGCGAUAACUGCUAUAAAAUCCAAAGCUUUCUGGGGCGAAUCUGACGAUAGCAGCUCUGAGGCUGUGGAUGUUUUGCGUCCACAAACUCACAGCCCAGAAGCAGAUGACUUUGAUGACUUCUAUGAUUGAAGUUCCACCACUUGCUUUUGGGAAGCAAAUCGACAGCAUCAUCUUCCACAAGUUGAAUGCUGCUGUCUCAGAAGUGCACCUCAUAGGUUGAUAUUCGCAUUUAAAUACAGAAUAAAGAUUGCUUGGUAUUCUACGCA
Molecule: messenger RNA, 1970 nt
Organism: Phasianus colchicus (ring-necked pheasant)
Lineage: Eukaryota; Metazoa; Chordata; Aves; Galliformes; Phasianidae
Source: RefSeq, a predicted model, not a curated record